Messenger RNA from Laccaria bicolor S238N-H82, 1968 nucleotides. RefSeq lists its product as uncharacterized. The transcript has 6 exons. Gene Ontology annotation, molecular function: zinc ion binding. Lineage: Eukaryota; Fungi; Basidiomycota; Agaricomycetes; Agaricales; Hydnangiaceae. The coding region runs from base 1 to 1896 and encodes 631 amino acids. The record is from RefSeq and is a predicted model, not a curated record.
AUGUCAGAACCACCUACAAAAAUCCCAGGGGAAUACACUGAAGACGCACCGACUCUCCAAACUUUCUCCCUUGAAAACAUUCUCGGCGAGCACCAUGACAAGAUAGAGCAUCCUGGUGUGGAGCUGAGCAAUGGAGGCUCCACUGCUACUGGAUGGGACCAGGAAGUCAUCGAAGAGCCUGUUGUGGAAGGUUUCUGUGUUGAAUGUGAAGACCAGCCUGCGGACGUUGUGUGCGAGACCUGCGCAGAUGCUUAUUGUGAAGUUUGCUUUGCGGCGCAACAUCGAAAGGGAUCAAGGAAGAAACAUACCUCUAAACCUCUAGAUGCACAAAAAAAAGCUAAAACGAACGGCACUUCAAACGGGGUCAAGGCGGAUGCAAUGAACGUCGAUGGUGCUGUGGAAGAUGGAGACUCAGAUGACGAUGACUGGGAACGUGUUGUUCCGGGGCCCUCUAUUGAAGUACUUGGCGCCCAACCCGCUAUCGGUGCAACAGUGGGCGAGUGGUUCGUCGAACGCUCGAGGUUUAUCCCAUUGCGCCUAACCAUCAGCGAACGAAAAUAUCUUCGUUUGCUCGAGGCUGCACUCACCGUCUCAGACUAUACCGAUAAAAUCGACACAAUCGGGUUCGGGCUGUCCAAAGCCAAACGCAUUGUGCACCAGAUACGAGAGCUGUGUGCUAUAAUGUCGGGCCUGCUUCUCUCGGCGGAUUACAAACGAGGUCAAGAGCUCUUUUCGGAUAGGGAUUUCCAAGCGAAUGCAAACUUUUAUCAACAGAUUUUCGAACUUGGACGCAGACAUAAAAUCAUGAAUCCAGACAAGAUGCGUACUACAUACGGAAAGCUCAUUUAUCUUCUCCAGGACAGCCAAACGCCAGAAGUCAAGGACCUUUUGAGUUUCUCAUGCGUGACGUCUAUCAAGACUGUUUACUCCGUUUUGGAGGAGCAUGACGCCAUCGAUCUGCUGAGGGACGACCUCAUAACGAUUGCCACAAAAGAAAUCUAUUCCGAGGGCCGCUCCCGCCGAGACGUGCAAAAAGACAUCAAAAGCAAAGAGCGUGCCAUUGAGGUUCUUUCCUCAAAAUAUCAACGGAAAGAUCUACCUCAGGAGCAGGUUCGGCAAUGCCUCUACUCUAUUGGCGACAAUCACGCUUUCUUGCGAGCAAACCGCGAUCCGUGUGAACGAAUGAUCACACAUUUGAAGGAGCAUUUCCAUCCUACCCAAGCAAAGGACGCUCACUCGAGCCUUGCAAUUCGGAGUGGGAAGGGUGGUGCGAGAUUGUCCCAUGACCAUAGUAAGCAGUAUGCAUAUGUCCUCCAAAGCCUCACCCUCUGGCGCGAGAUCCUACACGACAUGUUCCACUUGUGGUCAUUGGCUGAACAAGACCUCCUCGCUGAAAAUGUCCCCUACCGCCUGCGGGAUACCGGCCAGGGUCUCAACCGCGUUCAAGCGGCACCGAAGACGUCACGCAUGAUGCACACCAUCUUACACAACGCACAAAAGAGCGUGGGCACCUGGAUUGGCUCGAGUGUCAUCCACAUGGGCGACCAUAACGUACCCAAUGCGUUGCUGUUCAUCGACAAGUACACGCAAAUUUACCGGAUCCUGCUCCCGAUCUGCAACACCUUGUCGCAAAUACCUUCACUUGCAGCCAAGCCCGCGCUACGAUCAUACAUUGACGACGAGUUUGGGUCAGUGGACAAUUUGAUACAGGAGAUUCUGGGUGAUUUCUUCCGUCACGGAUUCGAUGGAUCUGGUGCCGACAACUUUUUCGACGCUGGGAGCUGUAUAGAUGGUAGACUGACGAGCGCAUGGAACUGGUGUUCAUCUCUCGAGAAGAAGCGGUACUUCCCUGUGUUUUUACUGACUGGAUUCGUUGGCUUUGACGGAGAAUGGUGAUCGAUAGACAGCAUUAUAGACACUUCAGCACAUACAGCACAUAGAUCAGGUAUCAUGAUCCUUUUCGGAACC